AUGGCAUCCUGUCCAUCUCAGAACGCGUCGAAUGUCAACGUGGACGCCGAUGCCCCGUUCUGGAACAGCAAGGACAUGUUGCUUUCCGAAUUCGCUCGGCAUCCCUUUUCGGCCCCGCGACCACAUGAUCGAUGUAGACGUCAGUGCGGCUGCCGUCGCCGCCACUGUGCGCCGUGCGUCCUCGCGAACCAAAACAAUUCACGUUCGCAUCCGACGGGGUCGGAAGAGCCCGUGGACGGCCACAGUGAAUCGGAAUGUGUCUCGCUCGCCAGCAGCGCCUGCGGUGUCUGUUCUGUGCCGCCUGUUCCAGCGGAGCGUGGUGAACAGUCUGGGGGCGGCGACAGGCGCCAGGUUUGCCGGGAAGGGCGCUUCUCGGCCACGGAGCGUCGCUGUCACUGCACCUGCUCGAAAUGUUCAAGGCCGUGUCGGUCACAACACGGGGCGCCGCGGAGCCGGGAAGCGCUCCAACGGCUGGUCUCAAGGGAUGUCGAAGCCGUGCCCAGUGAUCUACAGAACCCGCCUGACGAGGCAGUGAUCCCGGACCGUUUCCCCUCAUCCGGCGUCCCGUCAACCCGGCCUUGCGAGGCUCGUGUGGCGGGCGACAGCCAUUCAAGGAAAAAGCGGUGUCCUUGCCACGGCAUGCGACUGUACCGCCGCCUCUCUACGUCUGAACUGCGGCAGUCUGUCUCUGCCUCGCCCGUCCAGCGACCGGCACCAGCGCGUGGCAGGAUUCUCUCCCCAGCCUUUGUGUUGUAUCCGCCGCAGCAUCCUCCGUGCCCCACGACGGCUUCAGCAGCGAGGCUGCUGGACCUCGUUCUCACAGGCGAGCCGAGUGAUCGGUGCGCCGUUGACAUUGGCGGCACCCUCGCGAAAGUUGUCUUUGUUAUGAACUGCGGGGCUCGAGAGUCGCGUGUCACGGAUCGGGCCCAGACUCCAACUCCCCCGACGAGGUGCUGCCGAGACUCAGACCGAGCCGUUUGCCGCCACAGGGGCGACAGAGGCCAUACCCGAGUCCCGGAAGGAACCGAAGCGUCGACAUGCGAGCCGCAUGCAACGGCUUUCUGCGAGAAGCGGCGACUUUGUUACCAAAGGGAAUCCGUGGGUGACACCGCCGACUCUCGCGACUGUUUGGCCGGCAGUGCAUCAAAACAACCACACGUGCACGAGCCGUGUGGUCCAGAAACAGAAGGCUCGCUUCGUGCCUCGCCUGCUCGCCGACAAGAAGGCGUGUCACCCCCGUUGUGUACGACAAGGAAGGAAACCGAUGGUGCUGACCAGUCUUUAGGAACCUGUGGUUCGUCACAGCGCACUCCAGCAGGAGAGCCCACCGGUUCCCGCUCGCCGCCAGAGGCGUGCACGACUACGGCGCUGGCUCUUUCAGCGGCUUCGCCUGACCCUGCAUCCCACGCCUUUUCAGGUGGAUCGGAUGCAAGCGAAGGUCCGAAAACGGGGGCGCGGAAUGUGGAGUUUCACGCGGCCGACCAUGGAGGUGUGACCGAGACUCCCGUCCGCACAAGUGCCCGGAGGCAGUGUGUCCGGUGUCGGUUUUGUCGAGGCGAGCGCAAAGCGGGAACGUCUCUGACGAUCAGAGCCACGCCGCAGCAUGUCAUCAGGUUCACGUACUUCUACACAAAGGACGUCGCGUCGCUGCUGCAUUUUCUUAAAGCAAACGGAUUCGCGCAGCCUGGAGGCGUGCUACGAGCAACAGGUGGCGGCGCCCACAAGUUCAGUGCGCUCUUUCUGGAGCGUCUUGGUGUGCAGCUGAAAAAGCUCGACGAAAUGGAAAGCAUCAUGAAAGGUCUUGUCUGUCUAGCCUCGUCGACCGAUUCUGUUUUCCGUUUCGACUUGCAGAAGAAGCAGCGUAUUCACGUGCACGUGACAACCCCCCUGUACCCCUUUCUCGUGGUCAAUAUUGGCUCUGGCGUCUCGAUUCUAAAGGCGACGAGCCCCUCCUCGUUCGUCCGCGUUACCGGCACCUGCAUCGGCGGCGGCACGGUUUUGGGUCUGGCGAGGCUUCUUUUUCACGCGAAGACCUUCAAGCAAGUAGUGAAACUUUCUCAGAGAGGGACGGAUUUGCUAGAUCUCAAAGUUGGCGAUUUGUUCGGAGACGCUGCAGGCAGUCGAUGUCUUCCCGCCGACACUCUCGCAAGCAGCUUCGGGCGCCUGUAUCUCAUGACGUCCCAGGAAGACGGAAAUCUUCUGAGAAAGAACUUGAGGAAGGAGGACGUCGCCAGGAGCUUGAUCCACAUGGUUAGCUACAAUCUUGGCUACCUCGCGUACCUUGUUGGGACUGCGCAUGGUGUUCGAAGAAUUUUCUUCGCCGGCAAAUACAUCAAUAAUCAUGAGUUCACGAUGGAGUCUAUCACGCAUGGCGUCAACUUCUACAUGCGCCAGUACGAUGCAGCAGCGUCAGCCGCGUCUAUUCCAGCGCCACUUCAUCCGCUCUAUGCUUCCUGCUCUCGGGAAUUGUCAUCACUCUUCACGCGUUCCUCGAAAGGCCGACACGCGGUCCCAGUUAUGACUCUUGAAUCCCAUAAAAACGAGCAUUUCGACCGCGGGCCGGUUGCCAGUGGAGUGACGGGGCACUUGCCAGCGUCUCGGCUUUCGCCGAACUGUGUCCAAGGGACCGAAGCGAAAAGGAAGCUAUCGAUCUGUUUCAGAAAUGGCCGUAUAAAGGACAGGAAAGAGGCCAGAAGUGAAUCGUCGCCACCAAGAUUGGGCACAGAACGCCGCGUCGAUGGAAGUCAGCGACAUUACGUUCCUGACGUUCGCGUCUUGGGUCAUGAGGCUCGCUUUCUCGCAUCUCCACAUCCUGAUUCCGGGCGAAGCGUGUCUGAGUCACAGUCGACUCUCGCCUGCGGCCCCGCCUCGUGUGCCCAUGCUGGAAUGUGGCCGCAGUACGGAACGGGUUUCACAGGAGUCGAUAGAAGGAAUGAAACAAAGAGUACUCUCCAGCAUCGACGCAACAGUCAUAGCGGCCGAACCGGAAACUGGAGUAUCCCAAAACCGGAGACCCAUGUGCCAGAAUAUCGCGGGAGAUCCAGUAGCAUCCAUGCGAAGCUGUCUGGCCAUCAAAGGGCAUCCACCGCGUCCACCGAGGAAGACACCCUCUCAUGUUCUCCCUUCUCUCCCAGCGGGAAAUGCAUCAAAGAAGCACAACGGCAGGACUAUCACAUCAUCCCCUCGGAGCCUUCCUCCCGAGCGGAGGGGAGCGCGCGUACUGCGGACAGUCGCCAGGGGCCGGUUCUGUUUCUUCGGCAUGAUGGGUACUUGGGGGCACUUGGCGCUCUGGUUGCCGCCGGUGACUCACCCACGGAAAAUCCCCGCAGCUAG
Neospora caninum is the source of this 3333-nucleotide messenger RNA. RefSeq lists its product as hypothetical. Gene Ontology annotation, cellular component: nucleus; cytosol. The transcript is spliced from 10 exons. Gene Ontology annotation, biological process: coenzyme A biosynthetic process. The record is from RefSeq and is a predicted model, not a curated record. Lineage: Eukaryota; Apicomplexa; Conoidasida; Eucoccidiorida; Sarcocystidae. Gene Ontology annotation, molecular function: pantothenate kinase activity; ATP binding. Bases 1 to 3333 code for a protein of 1110 amino acids.